UAUUGUCUGCAUGUCGGAAAUUAAAACGUUGUCGUUUUCUUUCUGCAAACGACAUCGUCUCCUACCUUCUCUUUCUCUGUCUCUGUGAAAUGAAUUUCAUUUUUAUAAUUUCUUUCACUCUCUCUUAAACAUACACUCGAUUUCACAGCUGAAGCAAUUUCAUGCCCAAUUCGUUAAAAUUAGGGUUCCAUUUUCAUGUAAUUUCAGCUCGAAAAUUAUGUCCGCGGAGGAAAUCGCCUUAGUCCCCUCCCAAAACGGCCUAAAUUCCCAACUUGUUUUUCAAGACGACCCCUUGCGCUUCAAUUGCGGCCCUCCUCAGCGCCGGGUCGGAGGGGAUCCGGGCCCCAAAACCACCACCCGAGAACUCUCCGGCUUUAUCGACGAUAAGCUUUUCUCUUCCCCUAACUCCGCUGCCGCAGCCGCCAACGACCGUUACUUCCCCUCCCACCAGGGUGGCCCUGAAUUCCCGCGCAAUAUGUACCGGGAGAAUCGUAGUUGGAACGGGAAUGGGACUAGUGGUGAUGAAUCGGACGGCGAGGACGACGACGACGACGACGACGACGACGAUGAGGCCAAUGAUGAUGACAUUGACGGUGGAGAUGGUGACCAUGAUAAUGUAGAGGGACUGGUUGCUGUUGAUAAUAUUAAUUGUAACAAUAACAACAAUAACAAUAGCUGCAAAAGCAAUAUUAAUAACACUACCACUACUACAACUGCUACUACGACAACCAAUACUGUUAAUGUAGAUAAAAUGGGAAAUGGAAUUGGAAAGCCGAAGAACCUUUCUUCUUUCGUGGGGACUAGUGGGGAAGUGAUAGCAGUGAAAGAUGGAGGCGGGCAUAUAGGCCAAACAGGGACUAACGCUGUUACAAUAGCAGAACCUGAUGGGGAGAUGUAUUACUCUCAGUAUUUGCAGGCAACAGAGGGGGCUGGUAGUGGAGGGAAAGAUGUAGGUGUGGAGAAUGGUUGCGGUUUUAGUGGAAGAAAGGAAAGUUCGUCAUUUUCUAUUGAGUCUGGAGAGUCCUUGAGAGCCAUUCUAUCAGACGCCGUCACGGGAGCUCUAAUGGAUGAUGCAAUGAUAUUGCCAUGUGGGCAUUCAUUUGGAGCUGGUGGAAUACAACAUGUUAUCAGAACGAAGGCUUGCUAUACUUGUUCACAAUCAAUUUCUGAAGAUGCAAUAGCUCCUAACCUCUCUCUCCGAGCUGCCGUACAGGCAUUCCGCCGGGAAGAGGAGUUACAAUUUUAUCGCUCAUCCAAACGAAGGAGAGAGAGGUUUGACCAGGAUAAAGGUGUUUAUGGUGAUUCAACUGCAACAGAUACCCCAAGGGGUCGGGGUGUGCAGUUCCCUUUCGCUGUAACAGACCGGGUUAUUAUAAAGGGAAACAAGAGGACGCCACAACGGUUUGUUGGGCGUGAGGCUGUUGUGACAACUCAGUGCUUAAAUGGAUGGUAUGUGGUGAAGACAUUGGAUAAUGCAGAGAGUGUAAAAUUGCAGUAUCGUUCUCUGGCCAAAGUUUCAGAAGAUCCAACCAAAGCAAUGUCAAGCAAGCUGCCCCCAAUUGGCACUAGUCUUUAUACUUAAUGAGGCGGUAAUUUGUUACCAAAUUCCCACGUUUCACACACUUAAUCUAACUUAUAGUUUACAGCUUUCUUGUUUGUACCCUUUCUAUAUUGUAUUCUUACAGGCAAAUAUCUGAAGGCCUUGUAAAUUAUAGAAGCCCUGUUACAGUUAAUCUCAGGAACCCAGGAAUGUGAUUUUGAGAUGUCAACAAUAUGUAGUCAUUUUUGUUUUAUAUAGCAUUGCAGUCAUCUUUGUAUUUUUUUUCGUUUAUGCAUACAAUUGUCCUGUAACCAAUUUUUGUUUAUAGUAUCAUGAGUGCUGGCCAUUUCAUUUUUUUCAA
This is a messenger RNA of Jatropha curcas, 1901 nucleotides long. Its product is annotated as U-box domain-containing protein 62. The record is from RefSeq and is a predicted model, not a curated record. Lineage: Eukaryota; Viridiplantae; Streptophyta; Magnoliopsida; Malpighiales; Euphorbiaceae. Gene Ontology annotation, biological process: protein ubiquitination. Gene Ontology annotation, molecular function: ubiquitin-protein transferase activity.